AUGUCUAACUUCGGCUUGGCUCUCGACAGCAUCGGCCUCUUCGGAAGCUCAACCUACAAUCCGCGAGAUUUCGAAAACAAGUGUGUCUUCGUUACGAUGGCAUAUCUCCAGGGUCUGACCGCUGACCAGUUCGCCAUCAACGUACAAAGAGAGGGUCUCUACGAAGCAAAUGAAGGCUGCGGAAUUGGCGAUAUAUACGACAUGCUAGAGCGCCAAGGAGUAACGAAAGGACCUUACCUCCUGCGGUUCAAUAUUCCACGAAUUCACAGUUGCUUAGAUCGCUUCACACAAGUAUGUGGUAUUAUAUACAGUAGACCUUAUGGCACAUCACACUGUGUGACUGUACGCAAAACGGCCAGGGAUGCCCAGCACCGAAAUGGAUUGAAGUAUAUAUGCUAUCAGAGGGAGACGGAGGGGCGAGAUCUCACCUGGGAUGCUGAGGCAGGUGAACUCGAGAUGAUCUUCAGCCUUUAUGGUAGAGGAUCUGUGCACUCCAUACCCCCCAAAAAGGAAGAUAAUAUUGAUUCCGAAAACUGUGCACCGUAGAUACAAGCAGCAGGACUC
Messenger RNA from Mollisia scopiformis, 564 nucleotides. RefSeq lists its product as uncharacterized. The record is from RefSeq and is a predicted model, not a curated record. The coding region runs from base 1 to 546 and encodes 181 amino acids. NCBI's taxonomy places the organism in Eukaryota, Fungi, Ascomycota, Leotiomycetes, Helotiales, Mollisiaceae. The transcript has a single exon.